AUGUCGUCGCACAAGAGCGUUCGUUCUGUGGUGGCAUCAGAUCGUGUCAUCACUGCAUUUACUCCAGCCUAUGACAGCAGUGCCACACCGUAUCAAAAACUGAAUUUCCAUCCUAUUGUGAAAUCUGCCUGCUCAGAAAACAGAACAGGACGAGUUGGACUGAAGAUUGCUAAAGCUGUAUUGGUUGGGGAUGUCUCUGUGGGAAAGACUUGUCUUGUCAACAGGUUCUGCCAUGAUGUUUUUGACCGAGAAUAUAAAGCCACCAUCGGCGUGGAUUUUGAGAUUGAGAAAUUCACGGUGCUCUCUGUACCAAUAACUUUACAAAUCUGGGACACGGCAGGACAGGAGAGGUUCAAGUGUAUCGCAUCCUCCUACUACAGGGGAGCUCAAAUUGUUAUUGUGGCCUUUGACCUAACAGAUGAGAAGACUCUACAUCACACAGAGACAUGGAUGAGCGAGGCGUGCGCCACAGCGGAUGAUCCGGUCAAGUUCCUGGUGGGAACAAAGAAAGACUUGCUUUCACCAUCAGACUACAGCAAGAUGGAACAGAAAGCCAUUAAUGUUGCUCACAAACUUGAAGCUGAGUUCUGGGCAACGUCAUCAAAAACAGGUGAAUGUGUCCAGGACUUCUUUUUCCGUGCCAUGUGCCUGUCAUUUGAUGACAUGCUGCUUAAAGAACUGGAAUCCUACAACUCAACUUCCAAGCAAAUCGGCAAUAAUCUCAUACGUGUUCAGAAAUCCCAGUCGGAUCUGUACGAGAAAAGGAACAAAAGAGUUCACUGCUGCUCAUAG
This is a messenger RNA of Candidula unifasciata, 792 nucleotides long. The record is from the annotation of a GenBank genome assembly. Lineage: Eukaryota; Metazoa; Mollusca; Gastropoda; Stylommatophora; Geomitridae.